AUGGAGCGCGUCCUUAGCGCCCUUCGGUCGACGGAGACGAAGACACGCCUUAUGGGCGUCAACUACGUCGAAACGUUCCUUGACGAGGAGGGCUGGGAAGAGAUCUUGACCGCGCUCGUCGGAUGCCUUAGCGACAACAACGCCAAGGUGACGCAGGGAAGCCUGCGCAUGCUCGCGAAGCUCAUCCAAAGCCCGUCCAAGCCCACGGAGCACAUCCGCGGCUUCUUCACGCUCCUGUGGGGACCCCUCAAGGAGAAGCUCGGCGACAGCAAGGCGCCGAUCCGCGAAGCCGCCACCGAUGUUUUGCUGUGCCUCAUCGAGAAGAUUGGCAUGGCCAGCGUCAUGGAUCGCCUCCGCUUCUGUGCAGGACACAAGAACUGGCGCAUCCGCGAGCAGGUUCUCGUCUGCAUCUCCAUGGCCAUGGAGCGCUUCCGUGGCGAGCCCCAGCGGAUAUGCCAAGAUGGUCUCUUGGAAAUGGCCUUGAAGUUGCUCGAAGACUCGACAAAAGAUGUGCGCGACGCCAGCCUCAACGUGAUCCACGCGUUGUACGGCAUCCGAGGGGAAUCACUCAUGCUCGAACUCCAGUCCAAGAAUCUUCGGCCUGCCCACAUGCGCUUGCUAAUGGGUCGUCUUGGCGGCGAAGAAGCACCCGUAGCCAGUGCGAGCAGCGGCACAAGCAGCCAACCCAAGCGCCCCGUGACCACAAUUCGCCCGCCGUCGUACUCGCUGCCUGGGAUCCCCGUCGCAGCGACGUCUCCGGCCAAAGCCAAGCGGUCCGUGUCAUUUUCGCCACCGAGAUCGACCGCCGUUGUGCCCGUGUGUGCGUACACGGACAAAGAAGUGCAGCAGCAGAUGACGAUCGUCUUGGACGGUCUCGCCGAAAACCAAGAGUGGACAACGCGGGUCAAGUCGCUGCAACAUUUGCAAUCCCUCGUCGAGAAGGGAGCGACGCAAAGCGCCGUGUUUGCGGCGUCGCUCAAAGCCAUGCGCGACCGCAUCUGUGAUCAAGUCGGCGACUUGCGCUCGACUGUGACGAGAGAGGCAUGCAGCACGAUUUCGUCGAUGGCCAAAGCGAUGGGCGACGCCUUCCACCCGUUUGUCGAUAGCUUUAUCGCAGCACUCCUCAAGUCGGUCAGCGUAACGAUUCAAAUCGUCGCCGUCUCGGCCGACUCCUGCGUCAAAAACAUCAUCCAGAGCACCGACAACGGGUACCCCAAGGCAGUGCCCAAGUUUAUUGACGGCGCGCGCACCAAAAACAACUCGAUUCGACUGCACUGUGUCGAGUACCUCACGCUCGCGUGGAGCACGUGGGACCCCACGGCCUUUGAUCGCAACGAGCAAAUCAGGUACUUGAUGAGCUCGAUGUGUCCAGCCGACGCCGCGUCGUCGAUGAAAUGGCAACGGCCCCGCGGCCCCGCGAGCAGUGCUCGGCCAUCCUCCCGAAAAAACGUUCUCGACGCUCCUUCUGCAGCCGUGGGUCCGAUUCCGUCGGCCGUCAAGACGGCGCCAUCCCAGGCUACGGUCGUGCCUUUGGGUCCUCGGCGUGUCUUCAACGGGUCCGAGCACGAAGCGCAUGCCAGCUCGUCGCAAGUGCCAUCUGGGCCGCUUCGUGUGCCCAUUCCCGUGCGCAAGCAAGUACGCACCGAUGAUCGCGUCGACGAAGCCCCGCGGCGAAACCAGGCAUUACGCGUCCUCAACACGUCGUCCGUGUCGACUGCGUCUCACUAUGUCGAGGUUGCCCCCACACCGACGUACGGCGGUCCGUUGCGUGUGGAGGUGGCCCCCGUGUCCAGCCGACCGCCGCAUCCCGACAGCACUCGGCGUCGUGCCUCGGCCACCGACGACAACCAGCGCGAUGACCGUCCGAGCACUCUGUCGUCCGAGCUUUGGGAGAAACGCGCCGACGAUGCCAUGUGGUCGAUCCGACUCGAGACCGUCGACCACCUCCUGCGCAUGGCCCCGAGCGCCACGCCGGCCGACGCUGCCAAGAUGGUCAAAAUUGCAAUGACGCGGAUUGGCGACUCGCACUUUCGAGUGGCGCAAAGUGCAAUGCGGCUGCUGUGCCUCCUCGUGCCGACACACCCGUCGCUCGUUUUACCCUAUUUGAAGACGGCACUCCCCAAGGUGUUUGCAAAGCUUGUGGACCCCAAGGAAGGGGUUCGAGAGCAAGCCACGUUGGUGCUCGAGGCCAUUGUCGCGUCGUCGCAGCAAGGCGGCUACGAUGCGUCGACGCUACUGAGUUGGAUCGUGCCGUCGAUGCUCGACGGACCCGUCAAAGUCAAGCUCCUCGUGUACAAUUGCAUCUUGCAGCUUCUGCCGAACGCGCCCGAGUUUGGAAACGCGCCGGGCCCGCUCCGAGCGCUCGUGCUCAAGCUCGCCGACUCGAUCGAGAACGACCAAGCCUCCGAGCGUGGGACCGUCACGGUCGUCACCAACGUGCUGGAAAAGAUCUGCGAACUCUAUGACGCGACGUUCUCGAUGGUCCUGCAGCAGCUCUCGCCGUACAAGCUCGGGCACAUUCAAAAGUGCAUCAACGUUCCGGCCCCGAAACUCAAGCGCAAGCAUGAAAAACCCGCACCGCCGCCUACAAUGCUUCCGAGUCCCAACCAGCCACAGGACGCCGAGCCGGGUAAGCACGAUUGGCUGGCCGUGCUCUGCGGCAACAACGCAUCGCGAGAAGACAAGUUGUCUGCGAUGGACAAGAUUGUGAAGGACGUGCGCGCGCACGGUGCGACCGUGCUCUCGUCGCCCAUGACGAAUGCGAUCGAGUGGCCGCGUAUCUUGCUAGCGCUCCUCGAUCUCGCCCUCGACAACGAUUCGAACGAAUACAAGAUUUUGCAAACCAAGGUCAUGCAGACAACGGCGUUGAUUCUGGCGACGCCCGAGUACGCGUCGUAUGCUGCCACCAGCGUCGAGUCGCUCGUCCUCCAGCUGCUGUCGCGUGCGUCGAGCAAUUCUGUCCUUGGCCUCUACUUUGUCGAAAAGUUUGUGGCGCUGGCCAUCGCCGUCGUGUCCAACAUUGCCAGCAUCCGGCUUCUUGUCGCGCUCACAAAGUCGUCGCCGCAAGAAGACGUCCAAGUGCAGAUCACACUCAAGGUGCUCAAGACCGCCAUCGAUGCGAUCGCGUCCUUUGAUGCGCUCCACGUCGGCGAGUUUGAUUGGAUCGCGUCUGCUGUCGUCCAGACGCUGCGGCACGCCAACUCGGGCGUCCGGAAGAACGCGGUCAACUGCCUUGUCAGCCUCUACUUUCUCGGGGGCUCCAACUUUGUGCCGCACUUGCACGCGUUGCCUCCCCACUACCAAAAGCUCGUGAGUCUCUACAUUGAAAAGGCGCAAGCUGACGCGACCCAACGAUAA
Molecule: messenger RNA, 3357 nt
Organism: Saprolegnia parasitica CBS 223.65
Lineage: Eukaryota; Oomycota; Saprolegniomycetes; Saprolegniales; Saprolegniaceae
Exons: 14
Coding region: 1-3357 (1118 amino acids)
Biological process (GO): microtubule polymerization; centrosome duplication; establishment or maintenance of microtubule cytoskeleton polarity
Cellular component (GO): kinetochore; centrosome; microtubule plus-end
Molecular function (GO): microtubule plus-end binding; microtubule plus end polymerase activity
Source: RefSeq, a predicted model, not a curated record